Saitoella complicata NRRL Y-17804 is the source of this 436-nucleotide messenger RNA. RefSeq lists its product as uncharacterized. Bases 57 to 377 code for a protein of 106 amino acids. The transcript is spliced from 2 exons. Gene Ontology annotation, biological process: mitochondrial electron transport, NADH to ubiquinone. Lineage: Eukaryota; Fungi; Ascomycota; Saitoellomycetes; Saitoellales; Saitoellaceae. The record is from RefSeq and is a predicted model, not a curated record.
AGCAAGCAUUUAUCCCGGGAAAGCAUUUACCCCAGCCAGAAAAGAUACAAUCAGCAAUGUCAUUGCCACAAGCAUUUACAGCCGCGAACCGCUCUCGCGUCGCAUCCCUUUACCGCCGCUCCCUCAAACUCUCCCUGGACUGGGUUGUGGACCAUGGCCAUUGGCGUCGUUACGCAAUGCUCAUUCGGGAGGAUUUCGAGGCGAAUAAGAACGUCACGGAUCCGCGUAGACUGGCGCUUAUCCUCGAGGAGGUUGAGGCGAAGUUGAAGGAGUACAGGCAUCCGGAUCCCUAUAUUCCUCCUACUGCACCAAAUGGAACGAAGUGGGAGAGAAACAUGCCGCCGCUUUAUGGUGAGCAGGGACCCGUCAAACAUUGAGGUUAUAGGACUCCCUCGUCAGCAGUAAAUCGACAUCUCGAUGUGCGGUGAAAUUAGAG